AUAAAACCCCCAAAAAAAAGUAUGUUUGCACACAUUUUGUCACAUCCCUUAAUAUGUCUUCUAAUUACUCAAAAACCACCCUCUACAAACAACCCCAAACCACCAACUCUACCACCAUCUCUUGGCCAAACCGGCCCAAGAUCCGACUACGAAGGCGAGGUCGUAGACUCCCAUCAAUUCAACUCGGUGGGAAGAAACCUCGACGAGGUUUCUUCCUAGCUCGAUUUAUUCGGCGUAUACGCCUAAGAUGGCAAAAAAUUCACUAUUCCUGUAUGUUGAGAAAGCUUAAGAUGUAUUAUAAGUCAUUAAUCAAGGAUUUGAUAGAAGCUAAUGCAUCAGUGGAAUCUUAUCAACAAAGAGUAUUAAUGGAAACUUCUUUUGCUGUUCCUGUUGUUGGAGUUUCUUUUUGUAGUUAUCCUAGUGCUGCUGCUAUGGCCAAUCCCAGAUCUAUCAUCAUGUGAUGUGAUCCAACAUUUUGUAUGCUUUUUUAUUUUUUUUUCUUGUAUAACUUGUAAGUUUGUAACUAAUAUUUGAUUUGUAGAAACUAGUAAUCUAAUUUUUAUAAUAAUAAAUUUCUCUUUUAUAGUUCUCAAAAAAAAAAUCUCUUUUAUAUA
Molecule: messenger RNA, 614 nt
Organism: Amaranthus tricolor (Joseph's coat)
Lineage: Eukaryota; Viridiplantae; Streptophyta; Magnoliopsida; Caryophyllales; Amaranthaceae
Exons: 1
Coding region: 54-461 (135 amino acids)
Source: RefSeq, a predicted model, not a curated record